This is a messenger RNA of Acanthaster planci (crown-of-thorns starfish), 9306 nucleotides long. It is a transcript of the gene med1, whose product is annotated as mediator complex subunit 1. Gene Ontology annotation, cellular component: mediator complex. The record is from RefSeq and is a predicted model, not a curated record. Gene Ontology annotation, biological process: regulation of transcription by RNA polymerase II. Gene Ontology annotation, molecular function: transcription coregulator activity. Lineage: Eukaryota; Metazoa; Echinodermata; Asteroidea; Valvatida; Acanthasteridae.
UAUGGCAACUACCGAUGUUCCUGCCGCUACAAGCUCAGUCAUGUCUGUCGAAACAAAUGGAACGAUGAAAUCUAUUUUGGGGUCAGAGAUGAGCGCCAAUGGCAGCGAAGAACAUGAAGAGGUUCUGUCCUCUCUCAUGGCCAAGCUGAAAACCACCAGCGAGCAGAUCAAGGUGUGGUCAGAGACCAGUCGCAAGCUAAGAGCAGCCAUGGCAAAACUAUCCGAACCAGAUGCGGUGGAUCCAAACAGGUUGCAGAAAUGUCUGGAUAAGUUAAAAAUGGCCAUCAAAGUCUCAUCUUUACCAGCUAUGACGGAGAGGUUAGAGACUAUGGCAAGACAAGUUGGGUUGAAGUUCAACUCUAACAUGGGUGGCACUGAUGUCUUCAUCAGCUCAGACACCUUCUAUGUGGAGGUCUUGCUCACCAUGAACGGAGGAGUAAAAGACGUCAUGGUGGCCCACCACAGGGAACCAGUGUCCUGCCCAGAGAUGUGCGAGGUUCUGAAGAAGAAUGACUUUAAGGAAUUUGCUGAACAUCUCAAGGGCCUGCUGCAGCUGUACCAGGCAGGAGGAGAUAGUGCCCAAAAAAUCAAAGCAUUCAAUUGUUUGCAAGCAUUGGAGACAGAUCUUAGUAUGCUGUUCAAGAUGUACAGGUCAGUGACGCAGCCAAUGCUACACAUAUCAAGGGGACCUGUAGGACUGCUCACUCCAAGAGUUGGCGGUUAUCCCACCAGAUUGACCUUCUUUGUUUCACCUUAUGACCUCUUGGAUUUGGAGAAGAAGCAGUCUACAGUGUUGAAUAUGAAAGAUCCCCUGCCCAAGGAUUUAGGCUUGUCGGUCAGUGUCGGAUUGGAGAGUUCACCCACGCGCAAGCUGCAGACGGUUCCACUGAUAACUGUGCCUACCACACCAGAAGGGACCAUGGGGAGCCCCCAAGCCACGCCCAUGAACCAGCACAACAGCAUUGCCCUACCAGCUGCCUUCGUGCUGAAACUCAACAAGGCCAUGGCCCUGUCCAUCCACAUUAUCAAGCAGCUGCAGAGUUUGCACGGGGUUGGCAUGCAGCACGUGGACGUCUCCUCAGCGGCACCGCUCAACAGCCUGAUAGCACGGUACAUCUUGGACCCCACAUUGGGACAGACCAUGGGUAGAGACUCCAAGCACACGGGAAAUACCUACUACGUGAAAUUGCCUGAUCAGGAGCACUGCUACUUCAUCAACGAGUGCACCGCUGGUAACGACAUGCGUGGCGUGCUGGUGUCCAAGCUCAGCUUCACCAACCAGAUGCACGUCGUGAAGAUGCUGUCGCUUCUGCGGCAGCAGGCCGUCUACAAUGCGCUCAUCGCCAGCUGCGUCCGAGCAGAGGAAGAUGGAGAUCCCUCCUCGGCAAUGCUGUUUGAGGUAACGCCUUUCACCCACCAGAAACUGACUGUGACCUUUGAGCACCCAGCCACUGAUGGCAUGGGAUGUGUUGAGAUGGAUCUGACUGAGUCAGCUAAUGUCAAGUGCAAGCUUCAUACGCCCAGCGGUGAGGAACCAAUCUGCAGUGAUGAUUAUGCGACUAGGGUACUGCAGAGGUGCUUGUCAAUUCCUGUAACCAUGCGUGCCAUCAUGAAGAAGGCUGCAUCUAUGAUCCAAACCCAAGUCCAGAAACCCAUUCCAGCGGCGACUGUCCUGAAUGAGCCACCCAGCAGCUCAGGUCAUGUCCCUGGGAGUCUGGUUCACCAGCUGAAGUCCACCCUGAAAGGGCAGAGCCUGGCAGCCUCCAUGAAAGGUGGGGCCAGCCAGCAGCAGCGCAGCAUCCUGAGCGACAUGAGGAGCUCCAUGGAGUCCAUCCUGGUGCAGCCUGCCUCCACCCUGGAUCUGGCUUCUCUGCCUGCAGACAACUCCAAGGUGGAGCAGAACCCGAUGCUGGCCAGCUUGCUGCAGCACGCUAACCCCACAAGCAGCACCCUGAGCUCCCCAAAGGACAGUUCGAGUCAGAUGCUGGCGACAGAUGCUGCAGCAGCUGCCCAGACUGCAGCUGUCAAGUCCAAAAGGAAUCCCAUGUUGAUGACUCUUUUGCAGGAGCAGACCAAGCAACCAGCCCAAAUCAUGAACACGCCUCUCUCCUCACUCACCCCCACCCCACCAGCAUCUCUUCCACAACCACCCCUCCCACAGCCCCCUCUUCAACAACCAAGCCUGCCAUCACCCGUUCCAGGGAAGCCAACUAAAAAGCGCCGUCGCAUCAAACCAGCUCUCUCAACCGAGAAAUCCCCAAGAAGAGCUUUCAGUGAGGAUGACAGCUCCAGAGAGUCCUCGUUUGAUUUUGAAGGAGGUCAUGGAGUGCCGGAACGUUCACCCUCUCUCCACACUCCAAAGAUCCCCAGUGACUCCCAGGUGUUUUCCCAUUUUCCAAUGCCAGCAGAGUCAACCAAGCCAUACCAGCCUUCUGGUACCAUGGAGCCCCCCAGAACAACAUCUCAAAUGGGAGAGCUCUCUGCUCUUCUGGCCGAUAUUGUGGAUACGUCGGGCAAAUCGGGUCGUAAACAAAAGCGGUCAGACAGCACCAGUUCCCAGUCAAGUGCUGGAGGAAGACCAUCAAUGUCCCCAAAGACGCCUACCUCCUUGUCCAUGACUUCACCCUACGGAGGUGGUCCAAAGCCUGGAAUGCAGACCCUCCACACACCAGAACAUGUCAUGCAAGCCGUGACAGAUGCACCCCCACCGCAGAUGGGUAAAAUGAUGGCCCGACAGGAUUCUCAGCAGGCCGCAAGAAGCACGGCUGACACAGAUGUGUUCAGUGCUCACGGCACAGAGCUUUUCUCCCCCGAGGAGUUCCUGGCAAUACCUUCUGGGGAAGGGGAUGCUCCUGAAGGUAGCAAUCAGCAGUAUAACAUCAGUGAGUCACUGGAUUUCAACACGGACAUUUUAAAGAGUGGGGAUUCCAGUUUUGCCGAUGAUCUGAUCGAGUCCACAGCAGAUAUUGAUAUGGAGGCAUGUGAUGCAACAGCAUUUGGGCUCUCCAGUGUCAACUUAGCAAUCGCACGCAUGGGGGUUCAGACCACCAAGUCCCCAUCAGCAAGUGAGACAGGUCCUGACGGUAAAAUGAAGUCUGAGUUUAAGCUGUCUACAGCGGCACUCAGUGCUUCAGCUGCCUCUGCUGGGUCAACGCCCCCUUCCUCUGGGCAGUCGGCUUUCCAGAGCAUCAGCCCAGGUGUUGGAAAUAAACUGUUGCGGACCGAGUCAGUUGACGUGGUGGGCACAAGCAUGGCAUUGGAUUUAAGCAUGCCAAGUUUAUCAAAGAGCCUAGGUAGCGGGGAGUCAAUGUCAAUGCACACUGCCUUGAGAGAGAGAUCACUGAGCAUGCCUGACCAACAAUACAAAACAGCCCCAGUGACACAAACCACUGGUAACACUCAUUCCACAGCACCUACCCGUAAGGUCAUCCGUGUGCCACCCAUGGUCUCCAAAGGAAAACCCAAGAACUUUGUAUCUGAAUCUGCUGGUACACCACCACUGGAGAACCCCAGCAAACGAGGGCCAAAGAAACGUUCACGGCGAACAGGGAAGAGAAUGGAAGGCUUGCUGGGUGGGGACUCACCGCCUCCCAAGCCCAAGGAGAAGAAAAAGGCCAUAAAGCGUCGCCGGGUGGACAUAUACAGCGACUCCUCUCCAGGAGAUGAUGACAGUGAGGACUUGAGUGUCACCAUGAGCUCUGAAGCACCAUUGAAGAUGACAUUCAAGAUGGUCCGUGUCAAGUCAGAGCCUAAACCCAAAACCAAGACCUCAAGUACUCCCAAGAUCCGAGUGAAACCCUUGAACCCAGUGACAAGCACUGAGCUCACUCAGAAACCAGUUACAGAGACCCUUACAAGUCAUGCUGCAGAAGUGAAACCUCAACUAAAAUCCGAGGCUUCGGUGUUGUCUGUGAAAAAUGAAUCUGCCAGUGUCACCAAAGUGGAGGAGACCCAGAAGAAAGAUUCUGCGCCAGCUCCAAAAAGUGAUGCUCAAGUUCAUCCCAAAUCUGAUACUGACAAGUUGGAUUCAGCAGCUGCUAAAAGGCAGGCUUUCAGCAAGUCCUCAACCACUGCUAUCACAAUGCAAUCGAAGAUAAAAAGUGACCUGAGCAAGAGCUCAUCUCAAAGUCUUACCUCUAAGAGCAUCUCUUCGCCCAAAAUGUCAGGAAAUCUGACCAAACCAACUGCUCCAUCCCCAAAGAUAGCCGUCUCUCCCAAGGUAUCUUCUUCCCCAUUGAAAAUGGGAAUGAAGUCUGAGUCUCAAACCUCAGGGACUGUUUUUAAAUCUAAGGUUUCACCAGAAGGCAUAAGGAGCUCCAUCCCAUCCUCAGUCAAAAAGAUUGCAAAGGGGAUAGAUUCACAUGCUAGAAUGCUAAAGAAAUCCAUGAAUGCAGGACAGCGACCAGAAGGGCGAAAAGGGGAGACAAAGAAGUCACCCAUCCUGAAAAGCUCCAAACUUAUUCAGGGAUCACCUAAGGGGAUACUGAAGGCAACAAGCACCGCUGGAGCUGCUCCUGGCAGUCCAUGCACUUCAUCCUCUGUUCCAAAUAGACCCUCACGACCCUCACCUAUUUCUAUCCCACCAGUGUCAAAAUCAUCACCUGCCAUUGGUGAUGCCCCCCAGAGCACAUCAGUCUCUGCCGGAGAAACACCAACGACCCCAACUCCAACAACACCAACAAGUGCUGGGCCAAAGACACCAAAGGUCUUACCCAAAGGAAGGAAGAACUCCCUGUCAGCCAUUGUUGGAAAGCUUCAGGAGCGAGCAGGCAUUGCGUCUGGUUUGUCAAGUCCACCUCGACCUGCCCAGGACACUGACCAUUCGGGCCAUUCCCCAGUGAGAGACAAGGCACCAAAAGAAAAGAUGGGUGCUGGGAAACCUCUAGAUUGUGAGAGUGUUAAGGCCACAGCCUCAAAGCCUGUAAAAUCUGAGCAUUCUGAAACAAAGGGCAGGGAAUCUCCCCCUAGCAUCAGCAAAACACCCAAAUCAAAACCACUGCCCUCCGCGUUGAAACCAUCGGGACCAGCCUCUACAAAGCUUGGAAUUUCCACCGCUGUUACCACACCAGCUUCAACUUCUUCCUCCACAAAACCUGCUGGUUCUUCCACCCCUUCAAAGGUGUCUCCUUCUCCCACUAAGAUGCCCUCCAUGCCGACAUCCAGUCAAAGCCUUCAAAGAUCAUCAACUUCUCCUAAUAGACCUGCCCCCUCUCAUAAAACAUCACAAGUGUCCCGUCCUCCAAAAGUUUCCACCCCUCCUAUCCCCCUCAAGGGACCAGCCCAACCUGCUAGGACUCCUUCACCAUCUGUCCACACCACACCCAAAACAUCAGGAUCUCUCCUCUCGGCAGCAAAGGCUGCAACACCCAAACCUGUGUCUCCUUUGAAAUUAAGUACUUCAUCAUCUAUGCCCAUGUCAACAUCAGCUUCAAGCCCUAUCAAAACCCCUCCAAGACAAGUUCUCUCACCAAUGUCACGAAAACCCAUCAUCUUAAGUCGUUCAUCCACAUACUCUUCUCCUGAAAAGGGCAACUCUAAAGUCACAAUUGUAACUGUUGUGUCACCAAGAUUAGCUGCCAAUGCUCGACAGGCUGAGGCUCAGAAGGGUAGCUCAGCUCAGGAUGUUAAGACUGACAAACCUGCCGAGGGACAGACGACUCAAACAGAGCCCAAGACACCAAUGGCUACCAAGCCUCCAGCCACCAGUCAGUCUUCUAUCAGAGAUGGAAAGGUCGACCUAACACCCAUACCAACCACUCCAACAACUCUCGAGACUGACAUCCUCCAGAAAUUGCAAAGUUCAGCACAACCCAAAAAACCAGUCACCCCUCAACUGAAGCCAAUUCCAAAAUCAGAGGAGAGCAGCAAACCCUUGAGUACGUCUGUGAAGCCAGUAACAGGCAGCAAACCAGCUGUGCAGGGUGACACAAAACGAGUUGAAAUAGUCCCCAAAUCAUCCAAAAGCAUCAGCACCACCUCAGCGCCGACUACUCAACAAACCUUCAAACCAGAAUCAACCAAAUCAACUCAGGAAUCAAAGGGCCUGUCUGAAAAACAAAAACCGGACUUGAAGUUAGCAGUGAAGGUAGCGAGUGUGAAAUCAGAUGGUGGCAUAAAGGAGACAACUCAAGCAGCGAGUACCCCAACAGAAGGGGGAUCAAAGACAAUACCCUCCUCACAGCUUUCCUUGCAACCGGACAGGCCCAAGAAGCCAGCAGGAGAAACCAAGUCUGACAGUAAACCACAGGAUGCCAAAUUUUCAGCACCUGUUUCAUCCUCGUCUGCCAAAAUGGAGACCAAGAAGCCAUUGAAAGAUCAAUCAAGCCUGAAACUUCAUUCCGUUCCAAAACGUCAGACGAGCCCAAAGCAUCAACCAACCCUUAAAGCGCAACCGAAACCAAAACAGUCACCCAGCCCCAGUCGCCUGCCAAGUCCAAAACAUCAGCCAAGUCCAAAACAUCAGCCCAGCCCCAAGCAUCAGCCCAGUCCAAAGCACAUCCCAAGUCCAAAGCACCAACCCAGCCCAAAGCGUCCACCCAGUCCCAAGCACCAGCCUAGCCCCAAGCAGCAGCUCAGUCCCAAGCGCCAGCCAAGUCCCAGUCAGCAGCUGAGUCCAAAAGCCCCCGCCCCUGCCCCAGAAACUGUCAAACCGCCCACACCAGGGCCGCCUCCACCAGCCCCAGAAGUUGAAUUCAAAGUACCCAGUCCAGCCCUGGCCCCAAGCCCGAAGCCAUCAUGCAUAUCGGGAUUGCCGAGUCCCAAAGUUUUUGGCAGUAAUAAGCCCAGCAGUCCACCCCGAGCCACCAGUCCAUACUCGCCAGGUGUGCCCAGUCCGCGGGGAGGUGGGAGUCGCAUGAUCCCAAGUCCAGGUGGAGUGCCAAGCACCCAAGGGCUCAAGCGGGCUGCCACUCCAGAGGAAACAAGUCAUGUCGCCAAGCGUCUGCACACAAUGAGCCCGGCGUACAGCCACAGCGGAAGCGAGGAUGAGCUAAUCAUUGAUGACCCCAAUGCCCCGCAGUCCAGCCAACCCAAAGGGGAGCCAUCCAUACCAGAGGAGCACAAGGGAAGCCUCCCUCAGCAGGAAGCCACUGUGACCUCCCCUUGCACUGUGCCAAUCUCCCCCUCUGCCAAGCCCUCCAUUGCCAAGUCCCCCGUCGGGGUCAGUAUCGGAAGUGGGUCCGAACACUCCCAGCAAAGUCCUUGCUUAAUUGAUGAUGAUCUGAUGGACGAAGCAUUAUUGUCAUCAAUUGGUAAAGAGGAAUCUUGAAUCCCAUCCUUAACAGUUAGACAUUGGAAUAGUGGUCUUUGUUUCCUAUCAGUAUGAAGCCUGUUUUAGAACAAUACUUUGGGCUUCCCCGAAAAGAAUUGAAAUGGUAAAUCUGGGCUGUAAGGGAACUACAUGUAAUAUUUGUCAUUCUGGAUAGCUAUGGUGAAAAAAUGCAUGGACAAAUCCAAAACUAGUAGAUACGUGUAUGUAAUAACAAGCAUGACUUACAUGUACAUGUACUAGUAUUUGUUCGUGUGCUUUGCUUCAUUUUCUGAACUUGGAUUUCUGCAUUGUUGGGAUGGUUUAUUGGAAGAAACACAGACAUUUUCUGUAAUCCAAUUUUUAAAAUCAGAGGUUUAAAUUUCUUGAAAAACACUGACGUGGUUGUGAAUGUUAUUCAGGUCUUGUGCAUGUUAUAAACACUACAAAUAGGUUUUUAACUACCGUAGGUUGGUGUAGUUGUGGGUUUGAAAAACUCACUUGCUGCUGGGAAACCAUGAAAAUUUUAAGACUGUGUGAUUGCCUACCCUAUAGGUGUACAGUAUUGUAAAGUACACAAAUUAUUACCGAGAAACUCAUUAAUAAAAUAAUUUUGGGUGAUUAGUAUUAAUAUUUUGAAAGUAUAUCAAGUCAUUUUGUCAUCUGUAGCAGCCACAGUGGUAAUUUAUGUAUUUCGGUUUUUUUUUUAUUUGUAAAUUUACAUAUACCUUGCAAAUGUAUUGCAUAUCUGCUUUGUUGGACAUGCUAUGCCUUUGAGAAUAAAGGCAAGCUGGAUAAAUUCAAGAGUAAUGGACUGAAUACUUCCAUUAUUGAUGAUGAAAGUACAGGGAAAAUUGAAAGGGAUUAUGAAUUAACUGAAAAUGACAAACCAUGGUUCAGCAAACAGAAUUUCCAUGUACAUACAUGAAUGUGGAAUAUAGAGCCAGUAUAGUUGAGAGUAUCACAACAUCAGUUAUGAACAACUGGGUCAACACUGGCUAAGGAAUGCUUUUGUUGCAGUUCAUUUGAAUAGCUUGUGAUUUGAGUUCAGACUGGAGGUCUUGUUAUGGUCUUGACUUCUACGCUGGUCAAGGCAGUGACAUUGGCACUAAUAUGUUGGCCAUGCAAUUGUGUACAUGUAUGUGCACAACAGCAUCCAUAGGAAGACUCGGUCUUUAAGAGUGAAAGAAUGGGCCUUGUGAAUCAGUGUAAGCACGAUGAUUUAUGGGUGAUUUUUAACAACCAAAAUGGUUUGGAUGUUCAAUUCUGUUCAUCCUUGCACUUCAGCUGGCCUCCUUGAUAAAGUAGCCGCAGUCAUCAUCUUUUGGAAGAUAUUUGUCCAGCAGGGCAGAGGUUAAAAAGAUCCAACAAAUCUUUUGGCCAGUCAUCCCGCCAAUUAUCUUUCUUAAAAGUUCUGAAAAAUCUUUGAUGCUGGUGCAUCUCCCAGCGCUUCUACUUGAUCAAUACCACCUACAUGUAUAUUCAGCCAUGUAGUUGGAGUUGUUGAGAAGUUAUUUUUGCACAGUACAAGAAUAAUUGUGUACGUGUACUUGGAUAUUGAUUGCAGUUGCUUUGUCGUUGGUUCAGCUUCCUGCUUACAAAUUUAUAUCCUGUAAGUUUUUAUCUGCAAUAGAAACUUUCAGUGCUCUUCACCACGUAAGGAUUUUAUCGAAAUCACAAACUUGUUUGUUACAUGCUUACAGGUUUUAUGUACCCUUGAAAUUUGAAAUAUGUUCUCUUGAAAUGCCUCUUAUGGGAACAGUUUUCUGACAAGCAUUGCAUGGGUUAUUGGUUGCCCCCGUGCUGUGUUUCCUGUGUAAAACUCACAAUAAGAGUUGUUGUCAAUGGAAUGUUGUAGCUUUUGAAAUGGUUGUAGUAAAUCAUUGACCCACAGAUGUGAUGACUUUGUUGACUGUAAGGAAUGCAUUUUAAAGGGGAAAUGCAUCCUGAUUAUCAAGAAAUGCAUUUGAAAAGCUUAACUUUUGUGAGCAUGCGACUAUGGUGCUUGCUUGUGCUUUCAUUUAUUUUUGCUUAUCAAUAAAGUGAAUGUGCUAACUAGA